Molecule: messenger RNA, 2138 nt
Organism: Echinops telfairi (small Madagascar hedgehog)
Lineage: Eukaryota; Metazoa; Chordata; Mammalia; Afrosoricida; Tenrecidae
Gene: PPP1R12C
Product: protein phosphatase 1 regulatory subunit 12C
Exons: 17
Coding region: 40-1533 (497 amino acids)
Cellular component (GO): cytoplasm
Molecular function (GO): phosphatase regulator activity; enzyme inhibitor activity; protein kinase binding
Source: RefSeq, a predicted model, not a curated record
UCCCAGGGCACGUGUGGCCCCCUCGCAGCCUGAGUUUCCAUGACUUCAUGCUCUUGGCCCUCGGAGCGCCCUCCCGCCCCCCAGGUGGAGGCCUGCAUCGAUGAGAACCUGGAGGUGGUGCGCUUCCUGGUGGAGCAGGGUGCUACCGUGAACCAGGCGGACAACGAGGGCUGGACACCCCUGCACGUGGCCGCCUCCUGCGGGUACCUAGACAUCGCCAGGUACCUCCUGAGCCAUGGGGCCAACAUCGCUGCAGUCAACAGUGACGGGGACCUGCCCCUGGACCUGGCCGAGUCGGAUGCCAUGGAGGGGCUGCUGAGGGCAGAGAUCGCCCACCGAGGUGUGGAUGUGGAGGCAGCCAAGCGGGCUGAGGAGGAGCUGCUGCUUCAUGACACCAGGUGCUGGCUGAAUGGGGGUGCCAUGCCGGAGGCCCGGCAUCCGCGCACUGGAGCCUCGGCCCUGCACGUGGCUGCUGCCAAGGGCUACAUUGAGGUGAUGAGGUUGCUCCUUCAGGCUGGCUACGACACAGAGCUCCGGGACGGCGACGGCUGGACGCCCCUGCACGCUGCUGCCCACUGGGGCGUGGAGGAUGCCUGCCGCCUGCUGGCCGAGCAUGGCGGGGGCAUGGACUCACUGACUCACGCGUGCCACCAGGGCACCUUCCCUGAGAUGUAUUCUUCCAGAUUGGAGCUGAGUAACUCUGUUCCUGCCCAACGCCCCAAGAUACCAGAGCCAGAACCCCCAGUGAAGCCAAAUACUUCUGGAGCACCCCCAACUGACUCUCGGGACCGGAGGAGGUCCUACCAGAUGCCUGUGCGGGAUGAGGAGUCGGAAUCCCAGCGGAAAGCUCGCUCCCGCCUCAUGCGCCAGUCUCGGAGGUCCACACAGGGCGUGACCCUGACGGACCUGAAGGAGGCCGAGAAGGUCACAGGAAAGAGCCCGGAGCCAGAGGCGCAGUCCCCGCCCAGCUUGGACCAUUCCCGGAGGCCCCAAGUCCCUGGGCUGGAGCCCUCUGAGGGCCCUGCAGAGAGAGCAGAGGCGCCCGAAGGCCAGGGCCCACCGGCCACCAGGGAGCCACGCAGGGCUGCCAAGGAGCGCAGGGGACCUGCGGAGGGGGAGGAGGCGGAGCUUGUGGAGGGAGUCUCAGAAUCCAGUACACCUGAUGGUCCGACGCCCCGCAGGCAGCGCCCCCGGCCCAAGUCUGAGGCCCAGGAGGAGCCAGACGGAGGUUUCCGGAAGCUGUACGCAGAGCUGCGAGUGGAGAACGAGCGGCUGCGGGAGGCGCUGACAGAGACCACGCUGCAGCUCUCGCAGCUCAAGGUGGAGCUGGAGAAAGCCACACAGAAGCACGAGCGCUUCGCUGAGAGGCCGGCCCUCCUGGAGCUGGAGAGAUUCGAGCGCAGGGCCCUGGAGCGGAAGGCUGCGGAGCUGGAGGAGGAGCUGAAGGCCCUGUCGGACCUCCGAGCUGACAACCAGAGACUCAAGGAUGAGAAUGCAGCUCUGAUCCGCGUCAUCAGCAAGCUCUCCAAGUGACUCCGCAGGACCCCUCCCCCCGUAUUUAUGCAGCUGCUUCUGCCACACGCACCCCUUCCCCGUGUGACCACGAGUGACACGCUCCGGGGACGACUCUGAGAAGCCAUAACUCCCCUGAGGGACCUCCCUCCAGAAUGGGAGGGGAGAACCAGGGGGUGCCGCCCGAGACCAGAUGGAGGGAGGGAGGCAGGUGGGAGGCUGAGCCAGGUAGGGGGACGUUGCGAGAAGGGACCGCGGCAGGAGGCAAGAGCCAGGAAGGCACUGAGGACCACAGAACGCAAGGACCAGAAGCCAGGGACCAGAGUAGCCGCCCCGGGGGUCCCCCACCUCACGUGUGACGCCCCCUCCGCCACCCCAUCCCCUCCAAACAGAACAGGGAUCCAAGAACGUGCCAAGAACCGUGCCCACCCGCCUCUAGCCAGAGGUGCUUGCCCACGAGGCCUGGGCCGGGCAGGGGCUUUCCCGGGGGCCACGCCCACGUGCAAUAGGGAGGGACGUCUAUUUUUGCUGCCCCCUUCCCGUCCACCAUGCAGGUGGGCCUGGGGGAGAAGGUAUUUUUGAGAGAAAGCGCAGGCAUCACAAAUAAAGAUGCGGUGUUGCCACUG